CUCCAAUUCAAUCAAGUGGGAAAACUUUACAUCUUCAAGCUGGACAACCACUGCUAUCCGAACUCAAUCUAAAACCCAGCAAUCAAUUAAGAUGGUUCUCGGGCUUCACGGUCACAGUCAUGUUGAUAUCAACAGCAUCAAGAAUAGUCACCCGGAUCCAACCACUUCGAUCUAUCCACAACUGUCUCCCGACGAUGCUCCGUACCAAGUGCAGGAAGUCGAUAUGCGCUCUGCAAUAUUUAUUCCUGAGGAGUUCCAAUACGGUCGAGAUGGUAAAGUACCUGUGAUACUCGUUCCUGGAACAGGCUCCUUCGGCGGAGAAGCUUUCAGGUGCAACUUUGCAAAGUUACUUAAAGCGAGUAACUUCGGAGAUCCACUUUGGCUGAACAUCCCUGGAAUGAUGUGCGACGACGCAGCAAAGAAUGCGGAGUACGUUGCCUACGCUAUCAACUACAUUUCAACAACCUGCAGCAAGAAAGUGGCAGUGAUAGCCUGGUCGCAAGGAAACCUCUGUGUUCAGUGGUCAUUGAAAUACUGGCCAAGCACUCGCGGACAAGUCAGCAACUUUAUAUGCCUCUCUGCAGAUUUUCGUGGGACCACCAAUGCAUGGCUCAUGGCUCCUGCUGCUGGUGUGCCAUGUGCGCCAGCAGUGAGACAACAAAGGAGACGUUCAAAAUUCAUUACCACCUUGAUGUCGAAUGGUGGUGACUCGGCUUAUGUGCCUACCACUUCAAUUUAUUCCAGAACAGACGAGGUUGUUCAACCGCAAUUUGGGAAAUGGGCGUCAGCUUUGAUGUAUGAUGAACGCCAAGUCGGAGUUACGAAUUGUGAGGUCCAGGUGGCAGCAUGCAAGAAACCAGCAGGUCUGUAUUACACACAUUUUACACUAUUGUACAAUCCGCUUGCGUGGGCUUUCACUGAAGACGCCAUCUGCAACGGUGGACCAGGUCGAUUGGAUAGGAUUGACAUGAAAUGUUGCAUGCGUACCAAGACACACGGGCUGAAUAGGCUGGACGUACUGAGAACCAAGGAGCUGAUCAGGUGUGGGAAGGCAAUCUUGAACUACCCGGCGAAGCUUAAAUAUGAGCCAGAGUUGCCGCCAUAUUGUGCUCGCGAGGAGAAGACAUAUGUGCCUGAUUACGAGGCAGAUAUUGAGUAGGCUGCUCAUGAUUCAGGUGUGUCAAAUGACUUGAAAGAACCUGUAAAUGCAGAAUAGAACCCAUCUAAAAGUUUUGAC
Molecule: messenger RNA, 1237 nt
Organism: Mollisia scopiformis
Lineage: Eukaryota; Fungi; Ascomycota; Leotiomycetes; Helotiales; Mollisiaceae
Product: alpha/beta-hydrolase
Exons: 3
Coding region: 92-1159 (355 amino acids)
Source: RefSeq, a predicted model, not a curated record